Messenger RNA from Ilex paraguariensis (yerba mate), 1087 nucleotides. Lineage: Eukaryota; Viridiplantae; Streptophyta; Magnoliopsida; Aquifoliales; Aquifoliaceae. The record is from the annotation of a GenBank genome assembly.
AGCAAAGCAUUUUAUAUACGAGAAAUGGAGUCUCUCUCCUUCGAACUACCGCUAACACAUCUUCUUUCCAGAUCCACCUUCACUUUCUUCAAGUUCUCCUUCUCAUAAUCAUCUCUCAAAAAACCCAACUUUCUCCCUCUAAAACCCACCAUGUCUUCCUCAUUCAAAUCCCCAAUGACCGUUGUCGGCGGCAAUGGCAACCCAAUUGGCUCAAUUCAUCGCCCUUCCGGCGAGAUACACGUUAUUGUUGGCCCGAUGUUUGCUGGAAAAACCACCGCUCUUCUUCGCCGAAUCAAUUCUGAAGGAAACAAGGGCAGGAAUGUAGCCAUGAUAAAGUCAAGUAAGGAUAACCGAUAUGCGAUAGAUUCAGUUGUGACACAUGAUGGUGCAAAAUUUCCGUGUUGGGCAUUGCCAGAUCUAUCAUCUUUUAUAGAGAAAUUUGGUGAAGAUGGUUAUGAAAAGCUGGAUGUGAUUGGUAUUGAUGAAGCUCAAUUCUUUGAAGAUCUUUAUGAUUUCUGUUUGAAGGCUGCUGACCAAUAUGGGCAAACUGUCAUAGUGGCUGGCCUUGAUGGUGACUAUUUAAGAAAAAGCUUUGGUUCAGUGCUUGACAUAAUACCCCUUGCUGAUACCAUAACAAAGUUGACAGCGAGAUGUGAACUAUGUGGCAAACGUGCCUUUUUCACCUUAAGGAAGACAGAUGACACACAGACAGAGCUCAUAGGUGGUGCUGAUGUAUACAUGCCUGUUUGUCGCCAGCAUUAUGUCAAUGGGCAAUCUGUCAUGGAAGUUGCAAGAAGUGUCUUGGAGUCUCAUAAAGUUCAGAGUGAUCCAAUUCUGAUGGCAGCUCCAGUCAUAUAGUAACAUUUUUGCUUGUUUGAGUCUAGCAUAUUUUCAUGGGCUUUCUGUACCAAUGUGAUCCACUAUCUGUAUAACAUGUUGAAUUUGGACCUUCCAUGGUUGUUUAGCUAUUCUCCCUAUGUAAUUACAAUGAUGUUUCUCGACUUCAAAUAUUUCAAUUGUUGGCAGUUGCCCUUUCAGACUAUGUUUCCAAAUAUGAUAAAGAGAGAGUGAUAUUGUUGAUUCUGUU